Messenger RNA from Carassius carassius (crucian carp), 1536 nucleotides. RefSeq names its product cAMP responsive element binding protein 3-like 4 (gene creb3l4). The transcript is spliced from 10 exons. Gene Ontology annotation, molecular function: DNA-binding transcription factor activity, RNA polymerase II-specific; RNA polymerase II cis-regulatory region sequence-specific DNA binding. The record is from RefSeq and is a predicted model, not a curated record. The coding region runs from base 118 to 1341 and encodes 407 amino acids. Gene Ontology annotation, biological process: regulation of transcription by RNA polymerase II. Gene Ontology annotation, cellular component: nucleus. Lineage: Eukaryota; Metazoa; Chordata; Actinopteri; Cypriniformes; Cyprinidae.
ACACGCUGAACGCGGAUGUGAAUUACACAGAAUCAAAUGAACCAGAAGAUCCGGAUCCGAACGGAGAAAUAUCCGCGUUUAUCCUCGCAGAAUAAACCGAGCACGCGUGUGUGAAGGAUGCGAGAAGCAGAUAUUGUGUCCGGGGACGUCAAAUCCACCGAGCGAGAUGCUGAGGAGGUUCUGGAGAGCGGUCUGCUUCUGGACGAGUCCUGCUCCGGAAUACUGUACGCUGGACACACGGAGGAGUGGAGCGUCGAGCCGCGCUCUAGUUUGAAUGACAGUGAAUCUGAGGAGGUUCUGAACGCCAUAAACCCGAACGAGAUGUACACGUCAGCGGUGUGUGAGAGCGACAGCGGUCUGUCUGAAGAUCAGUCCUCAGACGGAGCCCACGAGCAGAACCCUGGUAACACUGUCUAUCAGGUGGUGUAUGACAUCAGCAGUGUGGGCGGAGUCUCGGAGCAGCAGACGCCACACAUGGACGUGAUCUCCAUCGAGCUGGACGAGUGGAGCUCUCAGAUGCUGCUGGAGGACUCGUGUGUGGUCAACGAGCUGGUGUCUUCUGUCAGAAUGGAGAACGUUUCUGCUCACGACGUGCAAAGCUUUCAGAACCCCAAUGGUUUUCUGGUUUAUCCUGAACUCCAGCUCACAGAGGAGGAGCAGAAGCUGCUGGAUCAGGAGGGAGUCUCACUGCCCAAUAACCUGCCCUUAACUAAGACUGAGGAGAGAAUCCUGAAGAAAGUGAGACGGAAGAUCCGGAAUAAACUCUCGGCUCAGGACAGUCGCAGGAGGAAGAAGGAGUAUAUUGACGGUCUGGAGAGCAGGGUGGUGACGUGUUCAGCUCAGAAUAAAGAGCUGCAGAGAACUGUGGAGCAGCUGGAGAAGCACAACAUGUCUCUUAUGGCUCAGCUGCACAGACUGCAGGCUUUGAUCAAGCAGACGGCCACCAAAGCGGCUCAGACGAGCACGUGCAUCAUGAUCCUCAUCUUCUCUCUGGCUCUGCUCAUCCUCCCCAGUUACAGUCCGUUCAGCCGCUCGCCGUCUGUGGAGGACAGUUACGCUCCGGCCGCCGUGGUUUCCAGAAACAUCCUGAACGAGGUGGACUCUCUUCCGCUGCUGGAGGAUCCUGUAGAAGAUGAUCCGAUGUCUCCAGAGCCUCCGUCUCCUCCGUCCGAGCUCAGUCCUGCAGACGCAGACGCAGACGCACCGCAGCAGACAGAGGACCAGAGGAACGGCUCGGACGCCACUGAAGCAAACACAGCCGUGCUGUCUGUGAGUCUAACGGCUCGGGCGGCUGCAGGAAACACAGACGCAGCCAAACCGCCGCACGCUGAUGAAAUGUGAAGCAACUCGAGCUGCUCAGGUGUGGCACGUCGUCUGAAACCAACCCUAGAGAGUAUCUCUGACAUGCCUUUAUUUAUUCUCUCUGAACACACACACACACACACACACACAGGUGUGUCUGCCGCGCUCUUCUUCAUCAGAUGAUAAUCAUUAUGAGCUUUAGUGUGAGGCACAACCCAACAAUAAUCAUAUCAA